Messenger RNA from Selaginella moellendorffii, 1311 nucleotides. RefSeq names its product 26S proteasome non-ATPase regulatory subunit 13 homolog B. Gene Ontology annotation, molecular function: structural molecule activity. The record is from RefSeq and is a predicted model, not a curated record. Gene Ontology annotation, cellular component: nucleus; cytosol; proteasome regulatory particle, lid subcomplex. Bases 73 to 1227 code for a protein of 384 amino acids. The transcript is spliced from 6 exons. Lineage: Eukaryota; Viridiplantae; Streptophyta; Lycopodiopsida; Selaginellales; Selaginellaceae. Gene Ontology annotation, biological process: ubiquitin-dependent protein catabolic process.
UUUAGUUCUUCCUCUUUCGCGAGGGAGCAUUCGUGGCGCUAGGGUUUUUGGCGCUCGUGGCGCUGCGUGGCGAUGGCGGCCGUCACGUACCUGGAGCAGCAGAGCCGAUUGGAGCCGGAUCUUGCCGAGUGGUACAAUGAUCUGGCGCAUCUAUACCGGCACAAGCUCUGGCAUCAGCUCACGCUCAAGCUCGAGAAAUUCUUCCAGCACCUCCGGGAUGGCAAUGACAUGAUCAAUCUCUACCACGAAUUCAUCACGGACUUCGAGUCCAAGAUCAAUCACCUCAAGCUCGCUCACUUCGCGGUGAUCGUGUCGCAGCACUACGAGGAGAAGGAGGUAGCGAUCUCCUACUUGGAGGGCGUGAUUGGCAAGCUCCGGGCGACUGGCGACAGGCGCGUGGAGGAGCCCGUGCUGUACGUGAAGAUGCAAAUAGCCGCAUUGAAGCUCCAGAAGGGGGAGCUAAAGGAAUGCAAGGUGCUGCUGGAUGAGGGCAAGAGCACACUCGAGAGCAUGACCGACGUUGAUCCGUCGGUGCACGCCAGCGUCCAUUGGGUGUCUUCACAGUACCACAAGUCCAAGCAAGAGUUCACUGGCUUCUAUCGAAGCGCUCUUCUCUACUUGGCUUACACGUCAGUGGAGAGCCUGUCGGAUUCCUUCAAGCUGGACCUGGCUUUCGACUUGUCCUUGGCAGCGCUCUUAGGAGAUAACAUUUACAACUUUGGAGAACUUCUUGCGCACCCUAUAGUAAACAGCCUUCAAGGCUCCUCUGUGGAGUGGCUGUACCACAUUCUGAUGGCGUUCAACACUGGCGAUUUGGCAAAGUACCAAGUACUCUGCGAGAGAUGGGCAGACGCUCUGUCCGCGCAACCGUCCCUCGUGGAGAACAAGAAGAAGCUGUGGGAGAAGAUCAACAUACUGUGCUUGAUGGAAAUCAUCUUCAGCCGCCCCUCCGACGAGAGGACCAUCCCUCUGGCGCUCAUCGCCGAGCGAACGACUCUACCGCUGGAAGAGGUGGAGCAUCUCUUGAUCAAGAGCCUAUCGGUCCAUCUCAUCGAAGGCAUCAUCGAUCAGGUGGAUGGAACCGUCCGUAUCUCGUGGGUCCAACCGAGAGUUCUGGGAAUCCCGCAGAUUGCAGCGUUGCGUGAUCGACUCGACAAUUGGUUGCUAAAGGUUCACUCGACGUUGUUAGCUGUGGAGUCUGAAAUUCCAGACUUGGUCACAACUUAGCUUGCGCCAAAAUCUUCUCUUCUCCUUUUUUGUGUUGUGCCGAGAACAAUUCAUUUGACAAAAGAGAGUCGUUUCUUAGACGAA